Molecule: messenger RNA, 1665 nt
Organism: Serendipita indica DSM 11827
Lineage: Eukaryota; Fungi; Basidiomycota; Agaricomycetes; Sebacinales; Serendipitaceae
Source: the annotation of a GenBank genome assembly
AUGGUUACUUUACCCACAACGACAACACGAGUCGAUACAACAACAGCAGAACGCAUCAAUACAGAUCCUGUUCUUGAUGUAAUCACUACAGCACCAGCGUCGACGGAGACAUCCGAGACACCGGCGCCUGCAACGACCACAGACGCAAAUGAGAACGCUAACGCACUGGGGAACACCUAUGCAUACUUGACGCGCAUCAUGGAUUCUACCCCAGUCAAUGUCACCACAGAAAACACAGUGGCAACUGCAGAGCCAAGAAUAGUCGUGGAGACCCCCGGGGUUGUGACACCUGAGGUCGCCGUACGCACGUUGACGCUCACCGACCUGCCCGCCGAGGUCCUUCGUCUAGUCCUCUGGGAAGCUGCCGUCGACUCUCCGGUAGAACGACGAUGUCUGCUCGGCGUAUGCUUCCUCUGGCGCGACAUUCUAGUUAACAUGUUCCACCUCUGGACAUCGCUCCGUAUCAUCUCCAGCUACGAAAACGAUGCCGGGUUCGAGCGAUUCCUCUGGCGUCUCGACUUGCAGCUCCAGCGUUGUGGACCACUAAUGCUCGACGUUCACUGGCGAACGACCAUGUCGUACGAACAGACGACCCAGUUGUUCGCCCUCUUGUCCAAGCGUGCACCCUUUUCGCGAUGGAAGUCGCUUGUGCUCGAGUAUUGCGACAAUGGUGCCUUUAACGACGACAUGCUCACAGGGAUGUCCGAUUUCCGCAACCUCACCUCGCUCAAAAUCACCUAUUGCGCACCCGAACGACUCUUACGACGCGUCAACGACUCGGUCACGUCCAAGCUCACCGAUUUUGGCUUCAACUACACCGGGAUGACCAUAAGUCAGUUUAAUUCCGAGAUGAACUCGAUCCUCAAGCACGUCUCGGUGAUUCAACUCCCCAACUUUGACGUCGAUUCGACCGUCUUCUUGCCAGACAACGUAAAGGAGAUUACGUCCUACUAUGUCCCCAACUGCGCCUUUCCGCAUGUCACUUCUGUCACCACCACUGGAUGGAACCCCGUUCGACGAUUCAAGAACCGACAUUUCCCAAACCUAGAAUACCUCUCGACAAUGUUCACCCGGCCCGACGCCUCGAUGGACGUUCCCGUCGUUUUGGCUUCGCUCACGACGCUCAUCGUAUCCGGAUGCGAAUACGAGCCAUUGGCGUUAAUGACAUUGCCAAACUUGAACGUUCUCCGCAUUCGCACCAGCUCGUCUGAGCAAGGUUCGUACAAGCACGAGAUUAAUACGCUCCGCACGGCAGUGACGAGACGCGAGCUCAACUUGUCCCCUACGGGUGUGCUCGAAAUCGACGUUCCUGUCCCUGCGGACGUGCUGAUCAUGGCCGUCAAGAGGAUGGGCGUCAGGGCCAAAGAAGUCGUAUUACGCGUACGCGAGGCGUAUGAGGGGUGGGGUAUGUUGAGAAAGUUGUUCAUUCUUCCUCCUCUUUCGACGUCUACCGUCAAUGCACCCAAGGAGACGAUGGUGAUGCCACGCUUGCAGAAGCUCGAGUUGCUUACAAAGGUCUAUGACAACGAGGCGAACCAGAAGGUUUGGCGUGCGUUUAUGACUCGUAUUCUCGAGGAGAGACGCGGUUCUUCGCUCGAGAGUGUCAAGACGGUCUUCUCUGGUGAUUCGAGGGCGAUUGUGACACGGACAGAUCUUUUGAUUUGA